This is a messenger RNA of Penicillium alfredii, 1287 nucleotides long. RefSeq names its product Zn(II)2Cys6 transcription factor rglT. Gene Ontology annotation, molecular function: DNA-binding transcription factor activity, RNA polymerase II-specific; zinc ion binding; sequence-specific DNA binding. The transcript is spliced from 2 exons. Gene Ontology annotation, cellular component: nucleus. The coding region runs from base 1 to 1287 and encodes 428 amino acids. Gene Ontology annotation, biological process: positive regulation of transcription by RNA polymerase II. The record is from RefSeq and is a predicted model, not a curated record. Lineage: Eukaryota; Fungi; Ascomycota; Eurotiomycetes; Eurotiales; Aspergillaceae.
AUGGCCCGCGUGGAGACAGGGAUAUCUCUUUCUUACGAUGUAUCAGCCCUGGGAUCAGAACCCAAACGGCAUGCAGCGUGCGACGAAUGCAGGAAACGGAAGCUCAAAUGCUCGGGAGAACCGACAGGCUGCUCGCGCUGCAUCAAGCAGUCCAUUAUCUGCCAGUACUCUAUACAAAAGCAAAUGGGCAGACCCCCCAAGAAAAGGGCACGUACAGAUGAUGAGGAAGCCAAAUUCCCUGCGCCACUCUCUGAGCCAUGGCCCAGUCCCGACGAGACAUCGCCGUAUUCCUUGACCAUACAUCCCGAUCAAAAUACCGUAGCUGAUGCCGAUCAUCUUUGCCCGCAGUUUUUUUGGCAGCCGGGCAGGGUAUCCAGCUCGCCACAGUCGCAGCCCGUGCCGGAUUUGCUCGCUGGAGAAGAUGAUCACAAUCACACUUGGCGACCGGAUCGUCUCAAGAACAUGAACCUUCCUGUCUUCCCAUCUUCGAGUCCUUGGCCCGACUUCUCGACUGUGUCCGAGGCGACAGCCAUACCACUCCCAAUGCCGACGAGCUUCCCCACUAUGGGCACCUUACCUCUCUCCCCAGAACCCAUUUCUUCAGACCCCGCUACCCCCAAGUGUACAUGCUUGUCGUAUCUAUAUCUAUGCCUCAGUCACAUUUCAUCUCUCGCCUCCUUUCCUGUCGACUCGCACACCGUCUGUUCCCUCUAUAUCGCCGCACGAACUAUCCAGGACGUUAUUCGCUGCCAAUCAUGCCCCAAGGUCUUUGCCACGGGUGUCCAAAAUAUCAUGUUUACCGGGACUCUCUUGACUGUCGUUGCGGACGCCUGGCUGCGCGUAUACAAGAGCAACGCCGUCGAACUAGGUAUACAGACCGCUCCGGCAGACUACGUCACGCGCGUAAUGCAAAGUGCCGACCCGACGCAAGGCUGGGAGGACUGGCUCCGUCAGAUUGUGCGCCGUGCCGUCAUUGGUGGUCCUGCGGAAUGCGCUGCCCUGGGCCACUGCUCCGACCAACCUGACCUGUUGUCUCUCAUUGCAGAAAUCGAGAACCGACAACGCCGCUGGCACGAGCCCGGGCAGCACCCACUCUGGCCAACCAAAGGGGACAACUGCACAACAAAUAGUGCUGGUGCGCAUGAACAACGUGGCUCCCUCGAUGAAAAGGAGCAUCUCUGUGUCCGUAUCGUGGGAAGCUCCAGGGACAUCAUUGCGAAAUUCGAUUUUGAACCCCAGGACUAUCCCCAUGGUGCGUUUCCAAACUGCAUGCAAUCCUAUAUAUAA